AAAAUUAAAAUUCAUAAAUAAAUUUAAAAAAUCCUUUUGUUAACUAACCAAACCAACCACUCAUCCUAACGGAUAAAACCAUGGCCAUGGCCACCACCACCGCCGCCACCAUUCCGCUCCUCUCUCCAACCACCCCUUCCCUCCACACAAUUACCAGAAUACCCUUCAUCUCCGCCACCCCAAAAUGCAACAGGCCUAUCACCAAGCUCCACGUGUCCUCCAACCCAGUCGCUUCAUCCUCCACCAGUACAUCCAAACCCAAUCAAGAAUCCAUCUUUUUCGACGGCGGAGCUCACUAUGGAGACCUCGCAGCUAAUCUCCUUUUGGGUUUCACUCUUCUUUGGCUCCCAUUAACCCUAGCUUCAGUAUUUAGGGCUUUUUACUUGAGGUACAGGUUUACCAAUUUGAGGGUUACUGUCAUUUCCGGGUUAACGGGUCAAGACCGGAGCGAUUUCUCGUAUAAAGUGAUCAAAGAUGUUCAGGUUGUUCCAAGAUUUAUUGGUGAAUGGGGCGAUGUGAUUAUUACAUUGAAAGAUGGGACUGUUGUGGAUUUGAGAAGUGUUCCUAAAUUUAGGGAAAUUGCUAAGUAUUGUCUUUCUAUGGUGGAUAAAGAGUCGUCUGGGGUUUCGAAGGAGACUAAUGCUACUGAUGGGCCUAAAGGCUUUUGAGAAACAUAUAUGUAUAAGUUGAAGAAAAGAUAUGUUGAAUUCUUAUGAUAAGGAUGCUUUUUGAAGAACACUGAUCAGUGAAGUUCAAUCUUGAAAUGGUGAGUCCAAUUGUUUUCUGGAAAAUUCAUAAACUAGAUAUGAAAUGUUUGUUGAGUACAUUGGAGUAGUUUCCAAUCAGAAGAUGCAUAAUUUGGAGAGCCCUGUCAUUAUAAUGGUUUAAACUUUUUUCAAUCUGAGGAUGCAAAAUUUAAAGAGCCUGUCUUUGUGAAUAUCUCCUUUUGUGCCAUCAAGUACCUAAAGGUCUUAUGAUUGUAAAGAUAUGAUACUUUCCCUAAUACAAGUAAUGUCACUGUAUCUGAAAAGCAAAGAUAAUGGAAAGUGGUCGUGAGGUUACAAAGGUCGUAACUAAGUCUUGGCUGAUUAGUUUGCCUUUUCUUGGUCUGGUAUGGCUAACAGGCAACAGAUUUGAUGAUGGGCCUCAGCAUAGAAUUGUAUUUCAGGUGUUGUGUUUAUAAAUCGGAGCAGAUUCCUCCCUGUUUAACCAUAGACACUGCCUGAAAUUUGUUCAGAUUCUUAUUCAACAGUGACAGACUAUCAAGGAUUUUCAUGCCAAAACAAACUGACAUGCCACAAUAGUUGAUCCAAAGUACCAUUUUUCAUCACUAAUUAUCUUUUAGAAGUUGAUAUAUCAACUUCAUAUGAAAUUGUGGAGUUAUUUCAUCGGAUAGGUCUAAGUACUUUCCAAAUAUGCUAAACCUGAAAAACUUUUCUAAUUUUUUUCCCUUAAAUCAGUGAAUGAGUUUUUCAUGCCUGCUCAAACAACAAUAUCAACCUUCAAAUCAGGAAGUUGAUUGUCCAUCACUGUAUGUACUAA
Molecule: messenger RNA, 1542 nt
Organism: Solanum tuberosum (potato)
Lineage: Eukaryota; Viridiplantae; Streptophyta; Magnoliopsida; Solanales; Solanaceae
Exons: 2
Coding region: 81-668 (195 amino acids)
Source: RefSeq, a predicted model, not a curated record